Eucalyptus grandis is the source of this 2032-nucleotide messenger RNA. Its product is annotated as allantoinase. Gene Ontology annotation, cellular component: cytoplasm. Lineage: Eukaryota; Viridiplantae; Streptophyta; Magnoliopsida; Myrtales; Myrtaceae. Gene Ontology annotation, biological process: allantoin catabolic process; purine nucleobase catabolic process. The transcript is spliced from 16 exons. Gene Ontology annotation, molecular function: allantoinase activity; zinc ion binding; cobalt ion binding. The record is from RefSeq and is a predicted model, not a curated record. Bases 137 to 1648 code for a protein of 503 amino acids.
GAGAGGGAAGGAAAAACGACAAGAGGGAGCUGACUCUGAUAGCGCUCCGCGACUCGUGAGGGAGCGCGAAUUUCUGCGAAGCUCUCUCUCUCCUCUCUGCGUCAUCGAGAUUCUAGAGAGAGAGAGGGAGGGAGGAAUGGAGCAUCUGCAAUGGCGGAUUCCUGCGAUGAUCCUGCUGGCUUCCUUCGCCGCCUAUCUCUACGUGAAGGAGCCGUCGAAGGUUCCUCGCGAUGAUUGCAGCCUUUUGCCAGACCAUCAUUAUUGGAUAAAGAGCAAACGCAUAGUGACGCCAGAUGGGAUCAUUUGUGGGGCAGUCGAGGUGAAGGGGAAAUUCAUUACCUCUGUUGUAACGGAGAAUGAUUGGCGAGGGGCUUCCAAAGGAGAGCAAGUAAUUGAUUAUGGAGAGGCUGUUGUCAUGCCUGGCUUGGUUGAUGUGCAUGCACAUCUUGAUGACCCUGGAAGAGCUGAUUGGGAAGGAUUUCCUUCAGGGACUAAAGCAGCAGCUGCUGGUGGAAUAACAACAUUGAUUGAUAUGCCCCUCAAUAGUGAUCCCUCAACUACUUCCACAGAAACCCUGGAAUUGAAGAUUAAGGCUGCAGAGAAGAACAUUUAUGUCGAUGUCGGUUUCUGGGGAGGUUUAGUUCCUGGAAAUGCAUUCAAUUCAAGCACGCUGGAAGCUCUCCUAGAGGCUGGUGUUCUUGGUCUGAAGUCCUUUAUGUGUCCCUCAGGAAUCAACGACUUUCCCAUGACAAAUGCUGAUCAUAUCAAGGAAGGAUUGUCAGUGUUAGCAAAAUAUAGAAGACCAUUGCUCGUUCAUGCAGAACUCCAACUAGACUCUGGAAGCCACUUGGAUCUAAAUACAGAAGAUGCCCGAUCUUAUUCCACCUAUCUGAAGACAAGGCCACCUGCUUGGGAGGAGGCAGCUAUUCGUGAGCUUUUAACUGUGACAAAGGACACAAGGAUUGGUGGCUCUGCUGAAGGAGCUCAUCUUCAUAUUGUUCAUUUGUCUGAUGCAAGUUCAUCCUUGGAUCUGAUAAAGGAAGCAAAAGUUAAUGGUGACAGUUUAAGUGUUGAGACUUGUCCCCAUUACCUAGCCUUCACAGCAGAAGAAAUUCAGGAUGGAGAUACACGCUUUAAAUGUGCUCCCCCCAUCCGUGAUGCACCUAAUAGAGAAAAGUUGUGGGAGGCUUUAAUGGAUGGGCACAUUGACAUGCUGAGUUCUGACCAUUCCCCAACAGUUCCAGAGCUGAAACUGCUUGGUGAAGGCAACUUUUUGAGAGCUUGGGGUGGAAUUUCUGGCUUGCAGUUUGUUCUUCCUGUCACCUGGUCAUAUGGCAAAAAAUAUGGGGUUACUUUGGAACAGCUAGCUUUAUGGUGGAGCGAGAGGCCUGCGAAAAUUGCUGGACUUAAGUUAAAGGGAGCCAUUGCAAGUGGAAACCUUGCAGACAUUGUAGUAUGGGAUCCCAGUGCAGAGUUUGAACUUUCCGAUGAGUACCCUGUAUAUAUUAAACACCCGUCUAUCUCAGCCUACAUGGGAAAAAGAUUAGCUGGGAAAGUUUUUGCUACUUUUGUUGGAGGAAAUCUUGUGUAUAAAGAGGGAAAGCAUGCCCCCACUGCCUGUGGUGUUCAGAUUCUUGCCAAAAGAUGAACAAAUCAACAGGCCUAUCCAUCCAACAACCUUUGCACAUUUUGUGAAGCAUCGAUUACCCAUCUAAGCCAAAGGCAAAGCGAGGAAAUUUCGCUCGGCCAGGAGAUUUGUGGUUUGGAACUGAACGAGAACUUGCGACGAGGAUAGAAGAGAGAUUGCUAUGCAAAUGGAAUGAAGAGAUAAGAUGAUGCCUGCUUUAGCAUCACUAUUUGGCCCCGUUUCUGUAUAGUUCAUGCUUUGAAGUCUGCAAUGUCCAACGCUUUUAUUAUCAAGCUUAUUUUAAGUUAACUCAAAAUAUUUCAUGUCAAUCUGAUACUGACAAUCUCUCUCUCUCUCUCUCUCUCUCUCUCUCUCUCUCUAAAUGGAUGGAAUUAAUUGAACAAA